AGGAGGCAGGAGCGCCAAAAAAAAGAAGCUGAGGUAUUUUCGAUAGGUUCUAGUCGCUAUCACUGCGCUUAUCAGUGGUGUUACCACAGCCCUUAUACUUACAGAAUCUGUGGUGUUACUGGCAGGCUAACGUUUUAGAAUAUUUGGUGACACGGGCACAUGACUGCCAAGUGAUGGCAGGCAAAAGAAAAAAAGUGGACAUACGGAGCUACUUUUCAAAGAAAUCUGUGACAGAUCCAACAUCACAACGCCACACUACAACACAGGCAGACGGCGAUGGAGGGAAAGAGUCACAGGUGACAGCUCAGCCAUGUUGUAGCUCAGACAAAGGCGAAGAGACAGGCGAAGAGACAGGAGCACAGGUGGCAAUCAUGACACAUGAUACAGGGGAAGAUACAGGAGAAGAGUCAGGGUCAAAGGAAACUGGCACACCUGUAGUGAGCAUCAGGGAGAGCAGCAGUGAGAGUGACACCGGCAGUGAUGAAGAGCAGUGUAGUGGUGGUGAUAGUCUGGACAUUGGCAAUAAGCCAAACCAGCCUGACCCAAAAUCCAUCCCAGAUCAAACAUUGACCAGUAGGGUCCUCCAUUUUCAAGAAAGGUGGUAUAAACAGUACCCAUGGCUUCAUUAUAGCCCUGCAGUAAAGGGAGUUCUCUGUUUUUACUGUGUGAAGGCAUAUACUGUACAGAAAAGUGCUAUGUCAAAAAAAGCAGACCAUGCAUUCUCCUCCAAGGGGUAUACAAACUGGAAGAAUGCGCUUGAAAGAUUUGAACGGCACCAAAAUUGUCAGGCCCAUCAUCAUGCAGUCACAGUGCAUGCUCAACAAGCAGCCCCCAUAGAUUCACAACUCUCAAGUGCCUGGUCAAAACAGCAGGGAAAUGCCAGACACUGCUUAAGAAGUAUUGUUGGUUCAGUACAGUUCCUUAGCAGGCAGGGAUUGGCAAUGCGUGGCCAUGGAAAGGAAGAUGGUAACCUGUUUCAACACUUGAAACAUAAAGCCAAGGAUGACGCCUGUCUCUCUGACUGGUUGUCCCGUCACCAUGAUUAUACAUCUCCAACAGUGCAAAAUGAGAUUUUACAGUUGUUUGGCACCUGUAUAGUUAAAGACAUUGCACAAACUCUCAGAUCUCUGUCUGUGCAGCAGUUCUCCAUCAUUAUAGAUGGUACUCAAGAUAUUUCAGGGACUGAGCAAGAGUCCAUAUGUUUUAGGUAUGUGGAUGAGGAUCUGGUUCCACAUGAGGUGUUUGUGGGCUUAUAUCAAGUGUCAAGAACUACUGGAGUGGAGAUAGCAAGAGCAGCGGUGGAUGUGCUUUUGAGGCUGAACAUCCCAUUGGCAUAUUUGAGAGGUCAGGCAUACGAUGGUGCAGCAAACAUGUCAGGAUCGUAUUCAGGUGCACAGGCAGAAAUGAAAAAACAGCAACCACUGGCAUUGUAUGUGCACUGCGGGCCUCACUGCCUGAACCUGAUAACACAGGCUGCAUGUCAGGCCAGUCCUUUAAUUCGUGAUGCCUUAGAGUGGGUGCAUGAUCUGGGGACAUUAAGCAAGCAGUCAGGCAAAUUCAAGGGCAUGUUUUCAGCUAUAGCCGCAGAUUCAGAGGGACCAAAUGUGUCUCUUAGACCACUCUGCCCAACCAGGUGGACAGUAAGGGGAAAUGCUGUCAAAGCCGUGCUAUCUCAAUAUGAGAGUGUGCUGGUGAGCCUAGAGGAGAUGGCAGCAAGUGGGUCAAGCUCAGCUGCUAAGGCAAAUGGUUUGCAUGACAGAUUUUCAAAGGGAAAGACAGUGCUUGGGCUUCUAGUGGCAUUGGAGGUCAUUGAGGAGCUAGAAUGCCUCAAUAAGUCCCUGCAGAAAAGAACAGCAACAAUUGCUGGAAUGAAGGAAGCAAUAGAGUGUGUCAAAUCCACCCUACAGGGUAAAAGAAAAGGGGAAAAAUUCCAGAAAGUGUUCGAUAAAGCUGUGGAAAUGGUGGAUUCCCUGGAACUUGAGCCAAUUCAGAUUCCUCACCAGAGACGGCCACCGAAACGGUACACUGGUGAGGCAGGCAGUCACACUCCCAAGACACCUGAGGAGUCUUACAGACCAGAAUUUUACAAGGUGCUGGAUACUGUAGCUGUUCAGUUUGAGGAUAGGUUUAACCAACCUGAUCUAUGUGUCUUGCAGAAAUUGGAAGAAACUCUGCUGUCUGGAAAGGUGGAUGGCAUUGUUGAUCAGUACCCAGAAAUUAACAGGCAGACUCUUGAGAUUCAGUUGGCCAUGUUCAGGUCAAAAUAUACAUUCACAUCUAGUAGUGAGGUGGCUACUAUUAUCAGAGGGAUGCCAGUUGAGGUGAGGGGUCUGUUUAAUGAAGUGGAAAGCCUUGUCAGGCUGCUUUUAGUUGUGCCAGUUUCAUCAGCUGAAGCAGAGAGAAGCUUCAGUGCCCUGAGAAGGCUGAAAACAUGGCUGCGGUCAACAAUGACCCAAGUGAGAUUGAACAAUGCAGCUGUAUGCCAUGUUCAUCAGGACAUACUGGAUAAUAUAGACAUAAAACAAAUAUGCCAACAGUUUGUCGCAGUUAACGAUCGACGUAGGCAUGUGUUUGGCUCCUUCACAUAGACCCAUUUUUGUGCUCAUCAGUUGAGAUGACAGUUGCAGUAUGGCUGAAAUACUUACUAAGUCUUGAGGAGUAAAGUAAUGUUAAGAUGUAAAGUGAUGUUAAGAUGUAAGUAUUUAUUUAGUUAGUUCUCCUUUCAUAUAGCAUGCCCUACACCAUUGCAGAAGGAAAGUUCAUUGUUUAAAAAAAUUGUAUAAAAAAUUGUAUAGUUGAAAAUAAAGUAGGCCUACAUUUUUUUCUGUUAUUGUAAUGUUUUGUUUCAUGGAGACCCGUUUCAUGGCAGAAGUAAACAGACAUGUAAACUAUCAAUGUGUGUCAUUGAUUGAUUCGGUUGUACACCGACUGAAGGUAUAUCAU
Molecule: messenger RNA, 2943 nt
Organism: Engraulis encrasicolus (European anchovy)
Lineage: Eukaryota; Metazoa; Chordata; Actinopteri; Clupeiformes; Engraulidae
Product: zinc finger MYM-type protein 1-like
Exons: 5
Coding region: 174-2588 (804 amino acids)
Molecular function (GO): protein dimerization activity
Source: RefSeq, a predicted model, not a curated record